This is a messenger RNA of Hibiscus syriacus, 1112 nucleotides long. Its product is annotated as protein SRG1-like. Lineage: Eukaryota; Viridiplantae; Streptophyta; Magnoliopsida; Malvales; Malvaceae. The record is from RefSeq and is a predicted model, not a curated record. The transcript has 4 exons. Bases 49 to 1110 code for a protein of 353 amino acids.
UAACAAGCUGCAGUUCCUAGAAGGUUUUUCAUUGCUUUGAGAGCAAAUAUGGCAGGCAAGUCACUUUUCUUUGAUGGAGUUUCAUUGUCUAAGAGUGUUCAGGAGAUGUCCAUCAAUGGUGAUGAGCCACCCCCAGAAUUUCAUGUCAAAGAUUGCAGUUUGGGAGGCACUGAUUCUUCUCAUCUUCCAUCGUCUGUUUCGGUUCCAAUCAUUGAUCUUAGUCUUCUGCUAUCUUCGAAAGAUGAACUGCAAAAACUCAGAUUGGCUCUGGAAUCAGGGGGGUGUUUCCAGGCUAUCGGCCAUGGGAUGUCAAGUUCAUUUAUGGACCAAGUCCGUAGAGUUGCAAAACAAUUUUUUGGACUCCCACAGGAAGAGAAGCUGAAAUACUCCAGAGCAGCUAAUGGGGUAGAAGGUUAUGGCCACGAUGUGGUGGUAUCAGAAAAGCAAGUUCUUGACUGGAACAGUCGCUUGUUCCUCAGGGUAUUUCCUGAAAAUCAAAGAAAGCUCAAUCUCUGGCCUGAAAAACCAGAUAAUUUCAGAGAGGUCUUGCAUGAGUAUUCCGCCAAGCUAAAGCAAAUGAUGGAUCUCCUGUUUAAGGCCAUGGCAAAAUCACUCGACUUAGAAGAGAAUAGCUUCUCGGGUCAGUUUGGAGACAACCAGGUAAUGCAAGUGAGGUUCAACUUCUAUCCACCUUGUUCAAAACCAGACAAAGUUCUCGGUGUCAAACCUCAUUCAGAUAGAUCAGGUGUGACGGUCUUAUUGCAAGAUGAAGAAGUCAAAGGCCUUCAAAUCGUCAAAGAUGAGAGAUGGAUCAAUGUUCCUGUAAUCCCUCAUGCUCUUGUUGUUAACCUUGGAGACCAAAUGCAGAUAAUGAGUAAUGGGAUAUUCAAGAGCCCAGUGCACCGGGUGGUGACAAACAAAGACAAGCUGAGGAUAUCCGUGGCAACGUUUAAUGAGGCAGAGCCGGAGAAGGAGACAGGACCUGUAGAAGCCUUGAUAAAUGAUAAGAGGAAAAGGUUAUACAGAACUGUAAAGAAUUAUGCUUCUUUCAACUAUGAGUGCUUUCAGAAAGGCAAAGUGCCACUUGAGGAAGUAAAAUUCCAUGCAUAGAA